Acipenser ruthenus (sterlet) is the source of this 1073-nucleotide messenger RNA. RefSeq names its product E3 ubiquitin-protein ligase TRIM39-like. Lineage: Eukaryota; Metazoa; Chordata; Actinopteri; Acipenseriformes; Acipenseridae. Bases 27 to 890 code for a protein of 287 amino acids. Gene Ontology annotation, molecular function: protein binding. The transcript is spliced from 5 exons. The record is from RefSeq and is a predicted model, not a curated record.
UUCCUCUCUUCAUUAGAGCGCUAGCUAUGGAGAUGGAAGACAUUUACACAGGGCUGCAGAAACCAGACCAGGAUAUCUACUCUGUCAUCCCACCAGGGGAGAAACAGCCUGGAAAACCCACAGUAAACACGACUGUGAAGAAAGCCAGUUCCUGCAACUGGACUGCUGUGGUUUUUGCUGUGCUGUGGAUCCUCUCAGUUUCCAUCACCCUGGGUGUGAUCUUUCACAGGAAUGCAGAGUAUGCCAGCCUCUUUCAAAAGUAUUCUGACCUGCAGAAUCACCUGAAGAAGGAUACAAACAUGACAGAAAUCUGCACUCCUGUGUGGAAGUGGAUCCUCGAUGCUGCAGUGGAUGUGACUCUGGACCCUGAUACAGCAAACCCUUAUCUCAUCCUGUCUGAGGACAGGAAACAAGUGAGCGAUGGAGACACACGACAGAAUCUCACUGACAAUCCAGAGAGAUUUGAUCAUGUUGUCAGUGUCCUGGGCAUGCAGGGCUUCACCUCAGGGAGACACUACUGGCAGGUGGAGGUGGGGGAGAAAGCUCAGUGGUAUUUAGGAGUGGCCAGAGACUCCAUCAACAGGAAGGGGAAGAUUCAACUGGAUCCUAAUAAUGGUUACUGGACUGUGUGGCGGAGGGAUGGAGAGUACAAGGCUCUGGCUGACCCCUCUAUCCCCCUCCCCCUGAGUGUGAAGCCCCGGAAGGUGGGGGUGUAUCUGGAUUAUGAGGCAGGGCAGGUCUCCUUUUACAAUGUGGAGACCAGAUCUCACAUCUACACUUUCACUGACACCUUCACUGAGAAGCUCUAUCCAUACUUCUGCCCUUCUACUAAUAAAGCUGGUAAAAACGCAGCCCCACUGAUCAUCCUCCCUGUCAGUGAUAGAGAUUGAAUAAAGUGGUGUAUCUGUAUGACAGCCUACACCAGCUCUGAUUAUCCUGCUCAUUGCAUUAUUACUUGCCCAUCUAUUUCUUUGUCUACCUGUAAUUGUUUUACUGAUUGGCUUGACAAAACUAUGGGGACGCCCGUCACAUUUAACACACCCCUGUGACUGGAGCACAUGGGCUGUCCCUCA